Molecule: messenger RNA, 400 nt
Organism: Guillardia theta CCMP2712
Lineage: Eukaryota; Cryptophyceae; Pyrenomonadales; Geminigeraceae
Exons: 5
Source: RefSeq, a predicted model, not a curated record
GCCAAGCCUUCCCUGGGCUCCUGGGAGAUGGCGAAGUUCGCCAACAACGUGGAGGCAGGGGGAGGAUCGCUGGGAACCAACGUUGCAUGGAUGUACGACUCGUUGGCGAAGAAGGGACCGUAUGCGCAGGUUGCUAACGAGGACACGUGGGAAGACGACUCGGACAUGGCCGAGUAUAAGACGAACGCACAGCAGCUCCUCCAGUCGAAGUUCGCCAUACCGAGGAAGGCUCAAGAGCACAUGGACAAUGUUGCUUCGAGAGAGCUUCGAAGGAUCAACAAGUCCGCAGGGCAAGGAGCUCAACUGAUCUAAUUCAAGUGUACCACUCCCUUUACUUCCCUUUGUAAUCUCUCCACACAUCUUAACGCUACCACAGUAAGAAAUUCUCCUCGAAAUGACG